Messenger RNA from Pongo pygmaeus (Bornean orangutan), 3004 nucleotides. RefSeq names its product Wnt family member 3A (gene WNT3A). Gene Ontology annotation, cellular component: extracellular region. The coding region runs from base 139 to 1197 and encodes 352 amino acids. The record is from RefSeq and is a predicted model, not a curated record. Lineage: Eukaryota; Metazoa; Chordata; Mammalia; Primates; Hominidae. The transcript has 4 exons. Gene Ontology annotation, biological process: neuron differentiation; multicellular organism development; cell fate commitment. Gene Ontology annotation, molecular function: frizzled binding; cytokine activity.
GGAGCCCGCGCACACCCGCGCACCCGCGGCCGCAGGAGGGCCCAGCGACGCCGCCGCGCCAGCUCCCAGGGCCCGGCCCGCCCCGGCGCUCACGCUCUCGGGGCGGACUCCCGGCCCUCCGCGCCCUCUCGCGCGGCGAUGGCCCCGCUCGGAUACUUCUUACUCCUCUGCAGCCUGAAGCAGGCUCUGGGCAGCUACCCGAUCUGGUGGUCGCUGGCUGUUGGGCCACAGUAUUCCUCCCUGGGCUCGCAGCCCAUCCUGUGUGCCAGCAUCCCGGGCCUGGUCCCCAAGCAGCUCCGCUUCUGCAGGAACUACGUGGAGAUCAUGCCCAGCGUGGCCGAGGGCAUCAAGAUUGGCAUCCAGGAGUGCCAGCACCAGUUCCGCGGCCGCCGGUGGAACUGCACCACCGUCCAUGACAGCCUGGCCAUCUUCGGGCCUGUGCUGGACAAAGCUACCAGGGAGUCAGCCUUUGUCCACGCCAUUGCCUCAGCCGGUGUGGCCUUUGCGGUGACACACUCAUGUGCAGAAGGCACGGCCGCCAUCUGUGGCUGCAGCAGCCGCCACCAGGGCUCACCAGGCAAGGGCUGGAAGUGGGGUGGCUGUAGCGAGGACAUCGAGUUUGGUGGGAUGGUGUCUCGGGAGUUCGCCGACGCCCGGGAGAACCGGCCAGAUGCCCGCUCAGCCAUGAACCGCCACAACAACGAGGCUGGGCGCCAGGCCAUCGCCAGCCACAUGCACCUCAAGUGCAAGUGCCACGGGCUGUCGGGCAGCUGCGAGGUGAAGACAUGCUGGUGGUCGCAACCCGACUUCCGCGCCAUCGGUGACUUCCUCAAGGACAAGUACGACAGCGCCUCGGAGAUGGUGGUGGAGAAGCACCGGGAGUCCCGCGGCUGGGUGGAGACCCUGCGGCCGCGCUACACCUACUUCAAGGUGCCCACGGAGCGCGACCUGGUCUACUACGAAGCCUCGCCCAACUUCUGCGAGCCCAACCCCGAGACGGGCUCCUUCGGCACGCGCGACCGCACCUGCAACGUCAGCUCGCACGGCAUCGACGGCUGCGACCUGCUGUGCUGCGGCCGCGGCCACAACGCGCGAGCCGAGCGGCGCCGGGAGAAGUGCCGCUGCGUGUUCCACUGGUGCUGCUACGUCAGCUGCCAGGAGUGCACGCGCGUCUACGACGUGCACACCUGCAAGUAGGCACCGGCCGCGGCUCCCCCCGGACGGGGCGGGCCCUGCCUGGGGGUGGGCUUUUCCCUGGGUGGAGCAGGACUCCCACCUAAACGGGGCAGUACUCCUCCCUGGGGGCGGGACUCUUCCCUGGGGGUGGGGCUCCUACCUGGGGGCAGAACUCCUACCUGAAGGCGUGGCUCCUCCCUGGAGCCAGUGUCUCCCCUCUGGCGGCUGGGCUCCUCCUGAAUGAGGCGGAGCUCCAGGAUGGGGAGGGGCUCUGCGUAGGCUUCUCCCUGGGGACGGAGCCCCCCUGGACAGAGGCGGGGCUACAGGGUGGGCGGGGCUUCUCCUGGGUGGGACAGGGCUUCUCCUGCGGGGGCGAGGCCCCUCCCAGUGAGGGCGUGGCUCUGGGUGGGUGGGGCACUAGGUAGGCUUCUACCUGCAGGUGGGGCUCCUCCUGAAGGAGGCGGGGCUCUAGGAUGGGGCAGGGCUCUGGGGUAGGCUCCUCCCUGAGGGCGGAGCUCCUCCUUAGGAGUGGGGUUUCAUGGUGGAUGGGGCUUCUUCCUGGAUGGGGCAGAGCUUCUCCUGACCAGGGCGAGGCCCCUUCCACGGUGGCGGUGGCUCUGAGUGGGCGUGGCCUGCAUAGGCUCCUUCCUGUGGGUGGGGCUUCUCUGGGACCAGGCUCCAAUGGGGCGGGGCUUCUCUCCGCGGGUGGGACUCUUCCCUGGGAACCGCCCUCCUGAUUAAGGCGUGGCUUCUGCAGGAAUCCCGGCUCCAGAGCAGGGAAUUCAGCCCACCAGCCCCCUCAUCCCCAACCCCCUGUAAGGUUCCAUCCACCCCUGUGUCGAGCUGGGAAGGUUCCAUGAAGCGAGUCGGGUCCCCAACCCGUGCCCCUGGGAUCCGAGGGCCCCUCUCCAAGCGCCUGGCUUUGGAAUGCUCCAGGCGCGCCGACGCCUGUGCCACCCCUUCCUCAGCCUGGGGUUUGGCCACCCACCUGACCAGGGGCCCUACUGGGGAAAGCCUGAAGCGCCUCCCAGCCCCCAACCCCAACACCAAGCUUAGUUCUGGGAGAGGACAGGGACUUCGCGGAGGCAAGUGACCAGGCCCUCCCAAAGAGGCCCGCCUUGCCCGGGCUCCCACACCGUCAGGUCCUCCUCCCAGGGAACUGGCUUGCUGCGCCCCAGGCCCCGCCCGUCUCUGCGCUGCUCAGCUGCGCCCGCUUCUUUGCAGCUGCCCAGCCCCUCCUCCCUGCCCUCGGGUCUCCCCACCUGCACUCCAUCCAGCUACAGGAGAGAUAGAAGCCUCUCGUCCUAUCCCUCCCUUUCCUCCGACUGUCCACAGCCCCUUAUAAGGGAAAGGUAGGAAGAGGGGUCCAGCCCCCCAGGCUGCCCAGAGCUGCUGGUCUCAUUUGGGGGCUGUUCGGGAAGUUUGGGGGGCAUCAACCCCCCGACUGUGCUGCUCGCGAAGGUCCCACAGCCCUGAGAUGGGCCGGCCCGCUUCCUGGCCCCUCAUGGCGGGACUGGAGAAAACGUCCGCUUUCCUGGAGUCAAUGGCCCGGCCCCUCCUGACUCAUCCGCCUGGCCCGGGAAUGAAUGGGGAAGCCGCUGAACCCACCCGGCCCAUAUCCCUGGUUGCCCCAUGGCCAGCGCCCCUCAGCCUCUGCCACUGUGAACCGGCUCCCACCCUCAAGGUGCGGGGAGGAGACGAGGCCAGGCAGGGCGCCCCAAGAGCCCAAAAGAGGGCACACCGCCAUCCUCUGCCUCAAAUUCUGCGUUUUUGGUUUUAAUGUUAUAUCUGAUGCUGCUAUAUCCACUGUCCACUGGAGUUAGACGAA